Messenger RNA from Lentinula edodes (shiitake mushroom), 1302 nucleotides. RefSeq names its product P-loop containing nucleoside triphosphate hydrolase protein. Lineage: Eukaryota; Fungi; Basidiomycota; Agaricomycetes; Agaricales; Omphalotaceae. Bases 1 to 1302 code for a protein of 433 amino acids. Gene Ontology annotation, cellular component: mitochondrion. The record is from RefSeq and is a predicted model, not a curated record. The transcript is spliced from 7 exons. Gene Ontology annotation, molecular function: GTP binding; GTPase activity.
AUGGCGGCUAUAAUCCACAUUCCGUCACCUUUGCUUCCUGCUCCGCCAUCAUGGUAUCCGGGACACAUGAUGAAGUUCACUCGAAUGCUCCCUUCUCUACUUACUCGUACAGACGUAGUUAUCGAAAUCAGGGACUCGCGUCUUCCUUUAACUAGCAUCAACAAAUCAUUGGAAGCUGCUCUUAGGAAAUGGAGACUUGAGCGUGGCUGGGAUGCAAAUGACCCAACACGCAGGAUAAUCAAUGCUGGUCCAUGUGAACGCUUAGUUGUUUUGAACAAAAGGGAUCUAGUACCUGAGUGGGGAAUGGAACCUUUUCGCCUCGCAAUGACGAAAAAGUGCCCGGACCAGCAAAUCAUCUUUGCUUCGUGGCAUAGGCCUCGAGAUAUACGAGACCUCAAUAAGACAUUGGUAGAUAUAGCCCGUAGGUAUCCUCAUACUCCGGAACUUAAUGUCUUGGUCAUUGGCAUGCCUAACGUUGGUAAAUCCACUCUACUGAAUGCCCUCAGAAGUAUGGGUAUCAAAGGAAAGACUCCGAAGGCGUUCAAAACUUCCGCUCAACCCGGCCUAACCCAGGCAAUAUCUACCAGACUGAAGCUUUCGUUAGACCCCUUGGUGUAUGCCUUCGAUACACCGGGCGUUAUGCUUCCUUUCCUCGGCCAGGGGGCUAGUGGAGCCGAAAGAGGUGUCAAAUUAGCCCUAAUAGCUGGUAUCAAGGAAGGUCUGUACGACAUGGAUACCUUGGCUUCGUAUUUGCUCUACCGUCUCAACGUGUUAGAUCCUAUUUCGCCAGCCUACUUGACACUGUUACCGGAGGGUACACAGCCAAUAAUUGAUCUGGAUGUAUUUUUGUCCAAAAUUGCUCAACGGAUGGGGAUGAUCAAACGCGGUGCGGAGCUGGACCUCUCACGGGCGGCUACGUAUUUUGUCAGGUGGUGGAGAGAGGAAGGCGGUCUUCUGGCUGCUUCUUCUAAUCUACAAACCCUUUCUCGUCCUUUGUUUGUCACCAAUGAGAAAGGGGCAAUUACAAACGAAGAGAAUUUCUCUGUCGCUCACGGCUGGGGAUUCGAUUUCGAGUGGCGGAUAUCUCCAAAUGAUUUCCACGAUGUAAAUCAAAAAGUGGUCGAAUCUGAUGUGGCUUCCUUUGUGCAGCUGAAAAUGGAGGAGUGCAUUGGAAACUAUCUGGUUCAGUCGGAGAGGGAAGACCGAGAUGAAACUAAUAUCAGUGCCACACAACGCAAGAAACAAUUGACGAUGGAGGAAAAGGCCAGGAGGAGGACCAAGUACGCGAGAACAAGUCGGUGA